AUGGAGAACGAAAGUGCGGAGAGUGAGCCACUAGGCUUGAACCAGAAGACCGUAGCCUACGGUUCCCGUUUUGAGAACACGGGUGGAUCCACUCGGUUAACUAAGGGAGAAAUCGGGGAUUCUCACCCAAAGACUGGCACGGAACGCGCCAAGAGUGUAACUGAAACUAGUGUGCCGUAG
This is a messenger RNA of Penicillium longicatenatum, 180 nucleotides long. RefSeq lists its product as uncharacterized. NCBI's taxonomy places the organism in Eukaryota, Fungi, Ascomycota, Eurotiomycetes, Eurotiales, Aspergillaceae. The record is from RefSeq and is a predicted model, not a curated record. The coding region runs from base 1 to 180 and encodes 59 amino acids. The transcript has a single exon.